AUGUUUUUCAGAUCGAGAUUGAGAUCGCCAAUGUUGAGAACCCGUGAUUCGCCGUCGCCUUCUUCCAGAACUGGUCGGAAUUUGAAUAGAAGGUCUUCCAGAACAACUCGACGAAAUUCAAAUUCGCCGUCGUCUAGAACUCGCCAUAUUUCGAGAUUGGGAUCUUCCAGAACCCGUAGAAUUUCGAAUUCAAGUUCUCCCAGAACUCGUCGUGAUUCAAAUUCCGCUGGUAUUCAUUCAACUCCGCAUUAUGCUUCAACCCGCCAUCCAAAAUCCUUUUGUCCAGAAUAUGAAGAUCAUUCCAACCCUUCCAACCGCAAAAAUCAAAAGCAAAGAAACUUUUGA
Molecule: messenger RNA, 345 nt
Organism: Caenorhabditis angaria
Lineage: Eukaryota; Metazoa; Nematoda; Chromadorea; Rhabditida; Rhabditidae
Source: the annotation of a GenBank genome assembly